Molecule: messenger RNA, 366 nt
Organism: Tetrahymena thermophila SB210
Lineage: Eukaryota; Ciliophora; Oligohymenophorea; Hymenostomatida; Tetrahymenidae
Exons: 2
Source: RefSeq, a predicted model, not a curated record
AUGAAAUUAAAAUAUGCGUCCAUAUGGAAAAAUAUACAAAAUCAUUAUGGAGUUUGUAUUUCUUUGGAUAAAUUUCAUUAAACAAAAUAUAUUAAGAAAAACAAAAACAAAGGAAUCAUUAAAAGCAAACACCUUUGGCUAAGCUCCAUCCAAUCUAUCCAAACUCAAACAUAUAAACAUCCUCCAAGAGCUUUUACAUUAACACUCUAAAAGAAGAGAAUUAGACUAACAGGCUCAAUAGUAGUACUUAAAGCUAUUAGACAACCUAACUCAUCUAAAACAUCAAGGUCAUCCUUAAGCUAUUAAAAAGGAGAAUCUCUUUAAGUAGCACUUUAGUUUUUACUUAUCCCAUUCAAAUAAAAUUGA